This is a messenger RNA of Podarcis lilfordi (Lilford's wall lizard), 13484 nucleotides long. The record is from the annotation of a GenBank genome assembly. NCBI's taxonomy places the organism in Eukaryota, Metazoa, Chordata, Lepidosauria, Squamata, Lacertidae.
CCACAACAAGGGUGAAUGGUCAGUACAUAAAGUAAAAGUUCGGCCCCAGAUGUACGGCUUCAGCUUCUGUAAUGCCCAUACAAUGGCAAGGCAUUCCUUCUCGAUGGUCGAAUAAUGUCUUUCCCUUGGUAGUAGUUUCUUGCUUAUGAAGGUGAUGGGAUGCAGGUCGUCCUUCUCUCCCUGUUGGCACAGCACGGCCCUGAUCCCGGCAUUAGAUGCAUCAGUGAAGACGGUGAACUCACGAUCAUAAUCAGGAGCAACAAGGACUGGAUUUGAUGUCAAGGCCCUUUUUAAGGCAUCAAACGCCUGCUGACAUGCUGCUGUCCAGUAUCUUAAUCUAUUCAGGAUUUUGUCCACCAAUCGCUGAAAAGUUGCUGGUGCAUUCUUUAAGCCAAAGGGCAUUAUUUUAAAUUCAAACAACCCUAAAGGACUUCUGAACGUAGUUUUCUCCUGGUCCUUAGGGUCCAUUUCUACUUGAUAGUGUAUCACCUCUUGACUUCAAGUCGUGUAGUGCCUCCUUCAGCUAGCAGCAUGUAAUGACACUGGCUUAUAGCUUCGUUCAGGUCAUCUAAACGCGGCAUUGGAUAUGCAUCCGCUUUAGUGACAUGGUUCAGCUUCCUAUAAUCUAGGCAAAAUCUAAUAGCUCCAUCAGAUUUGUCUAAUAACACUAUGGGUGCUGCCCAGGGACUUUCCGAAGUGGUUAUAAUCCCUGCCUUCAGCAUUGCCCUUAUCUCAUUGCUAACUUUCCCCACAUACUCUCCAGUUAUUCUAUGUGGGUUGACAGCAAUUGGCUUAGCAUCUCCAGUGUCAAUAUGAUGUACAACUCCCAUGUGUGCACCAACAACGCUAUUAUGGGCUUGUUGCAAAAUCUUUUCUCUAUAGGUAUGAGGGAUUACUAACUGUCUUUUCACUUCUUCAUGGUGGGUCAAGGACUUCUCGAUAUAAAAGGCCCUUGCUCAAACAAAACCAUUCUGGGCACUCAGGAGUUAACGACCUCUCCGACUCGGCUGCCUCAAAGUACUUUUGUAACUCAGUAUCUUCUUUUUGCUUUUUGACAAAACUUGAGGUUUGACUUUUAGUCAAAGGAAAUAAAAAGGUGUCUUUUCUUUCUUCACACUGAUCAUUCCCUUGCUGUCCUUCAGCAUUGUCUGCCUCUGCUACUGUAUCCACCCCCUCAGGAUUAGGUGACUGUGGGCUCCCUUUUGCUCUGGUAACUAUGAUAGUACUCUGCACAUGUUCUAAAAUGUCCCAAUCAAUGAGCACAUGGGCGGGAAUUUCUUCCGACAGGGCUACCUGCCACUUCCCUGCCCAGUUUUUGAAUCUGACAUCUACUUCCGCCACCUUUAGGAUUUCUGCUUGUUUCGAAAUUCCUUUUAAUUUCAUUACUUUUCCUGGAAUUAUGGCAUCAUCCCUAAUUAUAUCCGGGUGGACUAUGGUGACUUGCGAUCCUGUGUCCUUUAACCCGAGAUAUCUUUUUCCGUCUAUCCAGAUAUACUCUCCAGCGUUCUUUAACAAGAGAUUAUCUUGUUGAAUCACAUAACAGUGCAGGACUUUGGCCUCUACUACCUCAGCAGACUCAGGCCUAGUUGGCAUGUCUGUUUCCUUGACAACCUGGCUAGUUGGGCUCUGCUCCACAGACUGGAUACAAUGUCUGUUUCUGUGUGGUACGAUAACUAGAUGUUUCUUUUCCUGUUUUACAAUCAAAACGUUUACGACCUAAUUUCCCACAUCUCCAGCAUGAAAUGUCUUUGGGUCCUGCAUAACUUGUUUUAUUUACUUUUCCCUCAGUAAACUCUGUAUGGGUGUGUGCCUUCUCAUGUGGGCUUCCCUAUGAGGGGCUGCCUCUCUUAUCGGUUUCUGAGGUAAACUUUCCUUUGGUUUGCUGAAAGUUAUUCUUGUUUGUUUCCCAAUAUCUCCCACCAAAUUUUGGCCCAUCAAAUCCAUGGUCUCUGAUUUCAUUUAUUUUAUCAGCUAAACCCGCUGCUUCCUCUAUUGUCUUGGGGUUUCUUUCUUUUAUCAGGUACUUCAAUUGGCCAUUUAUUGUGUCGUAAAAUUGCUCCAACGCCAUCACUUCUCUAAUCUUAGGUACUGUGUCUGCAUUCUCUUGCUCUAACCAUAUUGUGAGGUAAGUUUUUAUCUUUGCACCCAUCUGCACAUAGGUUUCCUCCCUCACCUUUGUCACACUUCUAAAUUUUUUCCUCAACUGCUCUGAGGUAAUCCCAAAGCGUGUAUAUGCUAACUGCUUGUACACCUCAAAAUUUCGGGAUUGUUCCUCAGUCAUUUGAGCCUAUAAUUCGGCCAGAGGACCGCUUAUUCUAGCUCUCAAGAUCAUCAUUUUAUCUUCCUCUCUUACUUGAAAAUCGUGACAGGCUCUCUCGAAGGCUACUAGAAAUGCUUCUGGGCUAUCCCUAUCUCUAAAUUCAGGAAAGCGUUUUAAAUCUAUCUUCAUUUGAUUUUGCCCAUCGGUGUUAUUACUAUUAUUACUAUUUUCUAAUACCAUUAGUUCCAACCGUCUCAUCUCUAACUGAAACCGCUGCUGUUCCCUUUCCUGCUCUGCCCUCAAUUUUUCUUUUUCCAAUUCUUUCUCAAGCCUAUUUUUAUCAAGCUCUAAUUUCAAGUUAUAUUUUUGUACUAAUUUCCACUUUUCAAAAUCCUCUGAAAACUGUGGAACUUCUGCUUCAGGUGGGGUUUUAGUCAUCUCUUCUAUUCUGGUUUCUUCCCCCUGGGGAUUCCCAUUCUCUUCUCCAGAGCUUUCAUGUUGGUUUUCUCUCACUGAGUGCUUAGUCUUCUUGGGUGGCAUUAUGGUUGAGUCAAUAUUUUGCACUAAUGAAAUAAGAGACUUUUACUCUCAGCACUGUUCCUCCCAGCUUGGCUUUCCAAGACCCCGGUCCCCAAAGUAUAGCUUUAGGUUUUUCCCUCUAACCUUUCAAGCUUACUUCCUCUGACCCUGAGCCUAAGCCCCCGCCAGAACAGUCUUUUGAGAUCUCUUGCUCUUAUUGUUAUCUCGGCCAAACGGCAAUCUGGGGUUUAUCCUCAAUCACACCCUCAGGCCAGGUAAUCACUUCAUAUAUAAUAAUAAUAUAUUUAUACCCUGCCCAUCUAGCUGGGUUUCCUUAGCUACUCUGGGGGGCUUCCAAUAAAAUAUUAAAAUACAAUAGUCCUUCAGAUAUUAAAAGCUUCCCUAAACAGGGCUGCCUUCAGAUGUCUUCUAAAAAUCUGGUAGGUGUCUUUUCCUUUGACAUCUGGUGGGAGGGCAUUCCAAAGGGUGGGCACUACUACAGAGAAGGCCCUCUGCCUGGUUCCCUGUAACUUCGCUUCUUGCAGUGAGGGAACUGCAAGAAGGCCCUCAGUGCUGGACCUCAAUGUCCAGGCAGAACUAUAGGGGUGGAGAUGCUCCUUCAGGUAUACUGGAUGGAGGCCGGUUAGGGCUUUAAAGGUCAACACCAACACUUUGAAUUGUGCUUGGAAUCGUACUGGGAACCAAUUUUGGUCUUUCAAGACUGGUGUUAUGUGGUCUCGGCGGCUGCUCCUAGUCACCAGUCUAGUGGCUGCAUUCUGGAUUAGUUGUAGUUUCCGGGUCACCUUGAAAGGUAGCCCCACGUAGAGCGCAUUGCCGUAGUCCAAGCAGGAGAUAACUAGAGCAUGCACCACUCUGGCGAGACAGUCUGCGGGCAGGUAGGGUCUCAGCCUGCAUUCCAGAUGGAGCUGGUAAACAGUUGCCCUGGACGCAGAAUUGACCUGUGCCUCCAUGGACAUUAAAAACAGACAUUUAUGGAGGACUUCCGGAUCAGCGCCAUUAGCGAACGGGAGGAUUCUCUUCACACGGAGGGAAUCGGCUCCGCGAAAAUCGGGUCCUGAGCACUGCGGCGAAGCGGGGACCCAUAGAAAUCGCAGGCGCGGAAGCCUGCGAACGUGGAGACUCAGCGGCCACCCUUUAGCGCCCCCCCAAAUCGCGAGGAAGCCUUGUUUUUUGAGGCUUCGGAGCGGAACGGGGGAGAGACGCGGUGCUGUGAGUUGAUUGCUGCUUUCGCGGAGCGAAGCCGUGUUGCCGUUGCUGGAGAGCGCUGAUUUCUUCCUGGAACAUUCGGACUAAAAGAUUGAUCGUGAGUAGGAGAAAUUGGAUCUAAAGCUAAUGAAUUGGACUAAAAUUUGAAAGGCUUUAUUUGGAACAAAAACAAGGAUUAAAAUUGACUACUGCGGUGGGAAGUGUAAACAGGAAGUCCGCUUCCCGCCUUGUAAAUAGCGUAAAGCAUAGAGACUUUGAGCUAAACGUUGGAAAUUGAUUUGAAAAGAGCUGUUUUCCGACCUGAGAACCUUUGGUGAAUCUACCCUUCUGAGAAAUAAAAAAGGAAGGGGUUUGCUUUUCUGGACUGUAUAAAUGUUUAAAGAGUGAUUUGUCAGUGAGACGUCUCAGCUGUCAAAAUCUGUCAAAGUCAACUGCUGACAGUAAGGUGGAUAUACUGUGGCCAGCCUCGCUGGAAAAAUAACUGGAAAGUUACAUUUUGGAACUGUAUCCUGAUCUUUGUUUAUACUUAGUUUCUCUUUCCUUUCCUGUUAUUCAAUAAGGAAAGUGACUAGUUUGGAUGGUGGUAACAGUGUCCACCUAGUGGGACUCCCUGAAAUUGCAGCAAAGGAAUUUUCCACUGGUAAACAGGAACAGCAUAGUUGAAUACGGCCUUGACCUUCACAUUGUUAUGGCAGAUGGCAGAGAGAAAUUAGACCCGUCAGUUUUGAGAUCUGGGAAACCUUGGGGGCAUCGAAGGCAAUCAUCUGCCGGCUUGCCUACGACAGCAACACAAGUUAAGUCCAGUGGAAUGUCUGAAGAAAUUCUAGCCAGUGCCCUGGCCAAGAUUAAUGAAACUUUACAACAACUUAGCACAAAGGUUGAUGAGACGAAUAAGAAGGUCGAAGAAACGAACCAGAAAGUGGACAUUGCAAAUAAAAAAAUUGACUUAAAUACAGAAACAUUAGACAACUUGGGGAAAAAGGUAAAUAGCAAUACAGAAUCCAUUCAGAGACUAUUGCAGGACUCAAAGUCCAUACAGGAAAAAACUGCUGCUGUGGAAUUUAAAGUGGGGCAAUUGGAAACUGAGAAGGUACCAGACUUACAGAAAGAGAUUGCAGAACAUAAGCUGAUGCUGUCUAUGAUCGAACUUAGAGACAAACAAUCCAAUCUAAGAAUUAGAGCUGUUCCUGAACUGGAGAAGGGCACCUUGAUAGAUUUUCUGACACAAGAAUUUGCGGAAUUUUGGAAAUCGGAUUUGAAACAAGAAGAUUUCAAGAUUGUGAGGGCCUUCAGAUUGGGAAAAGGAGGAAAAAAGAUUAAAAUAAGGGAUUGUUUGAUUACCCUCCGAUCCAAAGAAGAGAGGGAUAAAAUUCUAGGUUUGCAUUAUGAGAAACCUUUGACAAUUCUGCAAUCAAAAGUGGAAAUCUUUAAAGAUAUACCGAAACACCUUUUGGAUUUAAGACAAGACUUUGGAGACUUGGUGGCCCUGUUGAGAAAAAAUAAGAUCCUCUUCAGGUGGGAAUUUCCCCAAGGCCUAUCCUUUAGCUUUAAAGGAAGAAAAACAAAUAUAAGAUCAGUGGAGGAAAAGAACAAGUUUCUGAGCGCAUACGAAGAAGAUCUACAGAAAGGAUUGGGAAAAGAGCCUGUUGUACCGGAUAAGAGUCUGCAAAAAAAAGUGAAACCAACGCCACCGACAGAUAUAGACAAACUUCUGGGGGCUGUUGGGGGAGAAGGAGAGUAAGUACAAAAUGACACUGCAAGUAUUAAGUUGGAACAUUAAUGGCUUAAAUUCUUCGGAAAAAAGGGGGAGAGUAUUUCAUAUAUUAAAAAAAGAACAUUUGGACUUGAUUUGUUUACAAGAAACGCACGUGACAAGGCUACAUCGGAAAAUUUUGAUUAAUAAAAGAUUGGGAGAAGAAUUUAUUUCAUCGGACAAUGUGAAAAAAAGAGGAGUAGUACUCUAUGCAAAGGAAAGCCUGUCACCAAAAUUUCUAUUUAAAGAUGAUCAAGGAAGAUAUAUAGCAAUUGAAAUUCAGCUUCAUGGUCAGAAGUUUUUGAUAUUAGGUGUUUAUGCGCCAAAUGAGGGAAAAUCAGAAUUCUUUUAAAAAACUGCAUGAAACCCUAUUGGACUAUUUGGAUUACAAUAUAAUUUUGAUGGGAGGCAUGAAUGGAGUAGUGUCUACAAACAUGGAUAAAGCCCAAAGACAAACGGUGACGAAAGAUGGCAGACUACCAAAGACAUUUUUUGAAAUGACUGACAAUAUGGACCUUGUGGAUAUUUGGAGAAUAAAGAACCCCUUGGAAAGAGAAGGAACCUUCUUCUCUGAAGCAAAAAUGACAUGGACAAGAAUAGACCAAAUUUGGAUAACUAGGGGACUGGCCCCUAAGACAAAAAAAGCGGUAAUUUGUCCUAAAAUCUGCUCUGACCACAACCCAGUAAAGAUGGAAAUGAUAUUAACGCCAAUUGGAGCUUUCAGAUGGAGGAUGAAUGACUCCUUGCUCAGGAAUGAGGAAAUUAUUAAAAAGGCCCAGAAAAACCUGAGAGACUACUUUGAGAUAAAUAUGAACACUACGACUGAGAAAAGAGUGAUUUGGGAUGCAAGUAAAGCGGUGAUGAGAGGGUUUCUGAUACAACAAAAUGCAAUUAGGAAAAGACACCAAAAUGAGAAGAGAGAAAAAUUUUUGGAGAAAAUUAAGGAUGGAGAAAAAAGACUGAGGGCAAAACCGAAUUCACAGGAGAUUCUAAAAGAGAUAAAGCUAUACCAAGUACAAUAUAUGAAACUGAUGAAUCAGGAAAUAGAAUGGAAGAUUAAACAGAUGAGACAAAAGACAUUUGAAUCGGCAAAUAAGUGUGGGAAAUUAUUGGCAUGGCAAAUGAAAAAAAGACAAAAGCUUAAUACUAUCACGAAUUUGGUAGUAGAAGGGAAGAACAUACAGAAUCCUGGGGAGAUUCGAAAGUGUUUUCAGAAAUAUUUUAAACAGUUAUAUACCCAGGAGACCCAGAAAGAAAUAGACAUUGAUCGGUUCUUGAAAACAAAUGGAUUACAAAAAGUAUCUCAAGAGAGUAAAUCAAUAUUAAACUCUACAAUAUCUGAUCAAGAGGUGGAAGGAGCUAUUCAGGACAUGAAAUUGGGCAAAUCUCCAGGGCCAGAUGGUCUGACUGCAAAGUAUUAUAAAUCUUUGAAAGAAUGGUUAAUGCAGCCUUUGAAAGAAGUUUGCAAUGAAAUACUACGGGGAGGAAAGGCACCCGAGUCGUGGAAAGAAGCAUACAUUACACUUAUACUGAAAACAGAAGUGGAAAAGACACAGCUGAAGAACUACCGUCCCAUAUCCCUACUUAACGUGGAUUACAAAAUUUUUGCAGAAAUUAUGGCUAAAAGAUUAAAAAAUGUAUUGGUGAAAGAAAUUCACAAGGACCAAGCGGGCUUUCUCCCGGGGAGACAUUUGUCAGACAAUACGAGGAAUAUUAUUAAUAUUUUAGAAAAAUUGCAAGUUAAUAUUAAUACUAAAGCAGUUUUAGUAUUUGUGGACGCGGAGAAAGCCUUUGAUAAUAUUUCUUGGAAUUUUAUGAAGAAAAAUCUGCAGGGGAUGGGGGUAGGUCAAAGUUUUGAAAACGGUAUAGGUGCAAUUUAUUCGGAACAAAAAGCUAAGUUGAUUGUAAAUAACGUAGUUACAGAAGAAUUUAAGAUAGAGAAAGGAACAAGACAGGGUUGCCCAAUCUCCCCACUGCUUUUUAUAUCGGUCCUGGAGGUUUUGCUUAACAUGAUCAGGAAAGACCAAUUGGUCAAAGGUAUACAACUCGGAGCUAAACAGUACAAAUUGAAAGCUUUUGCUGAUGAUUUAGUUUUGACACUACAGGAGCCAGAAUCCAGUACAAAAAGAGUAUUGCAAUUAAUUCAAGAAUUUGGUCAAGUAGCAGGUUUUAAAUUGAAUAAGAUGAAAACUAAGGUAUUAGAGAAAAAUCUUACAGAGAUUGAGAAAGAGAGGUUUCAGAAGGAGACAGGAUUAACAUUAGUUAAGAAAGUGAAAUAUUUAGGGGUUCAUAUGACUGCUAAAAAUGUGAAUUUGUUUAAAGAUAAUUAUGAAAAAUGUUGGUUAGAAGUAAAGAAGGAUUUGGAAAUAUGGUCAAAAUUGAAGCUAUCAUUGUUGGGCCGAAUUGCUGCGAUAAAGAUGAAUGUAUUGCCUAGGAUGUUGUUUCUGUUUCAAACAUUACAGAUUUUGGACAAAAUGGACUGUUUCAAGAAAUGGCAGAGAGAUAUUUCGAGAUUUGUAUGGCAGGGCAAAAAGCCAAGAAUAAAAUUUAAGAUUUUAACUGAUGCUAAAGAAAGAGGUGGAUUUGCCCUGCCAGACCUUAAACUUUAUUAUGAAUCAGCCGCAUUUUGCUGGCUGAAAGAUUGGCUGCUUCUUGAAAACACGGACAUUUUGGACUUAGAAGGUUUUGACAAUGUUUUUGGAUGGCAUGCAUACUUAUGGUAUGACAAGGUUAAAGUGCAUAAGGCCUUUAAGAACCAUAUUGUCAGGAAAGCACUGUUUAAUGUUUGGGUGAGAUAUAAGGAUUUGUUGGAAAGUAAAACACCAAGGUGGCUGUCACCAAUGGAGGCUAAGGCUUUGAAAAAAACUAAUAUGGAGACAAACUGGCCAAAAUAUUGUGAAAUUUUAGAACAAGUUGGAGAUAAACUAAAGCUGCAGAGUUUCGACAAACUAAAAACCAAAGUUCGAGACUGGCUUCAUUAUUAUCAAAUAAGGGAGGCUUUUAAUUCAGAUAAAAAGAUUGGUUUCCAGGAGGAAAAAUCCAAAUUGGAAACUGAAUUGUUAGAUCCUAAAACUAAGAAUUUGUCAAGAAUGUAUAAUUUGUUGCUGAAAUGGAAUACACAGGAUGAAAUGGUUAAAUCUGUUAUGAUUAAAUGGGCACAAGAUUUUGGACAUAACAUUAUGUUUGCUGACUGGGAACGGUUAUGGACCACAGGUAUGAAAUUUACGGCUUGUAAUGCCUUAAGAGAAAAUAUAAUGAAAAUGAUCUACAGGUGGUACUUAACCCCAGUCAAGCUAGCAAAAAAUUAUCAUUUGCCCGAUAAUAAAUGUUGGAAAUGUAGAGAAAAUGAAGGUACAUUUUUUCACCUUUGGUGGACGUGCCCAAAGAUCAAGGCCUUCUGGGAAAUGAUAUAUAAUGAAUUAAAAAGGUAUUGAAAUAUACUUUUCUGAAGAAACCAGAGGCCUUCCUCCUGGGCAUGGUCGGCCAAUUGGUGCGAAGGGAAGAUAGAACUUUUUUUCAUGUAUGCGACAGCAGCAGCAAGAAUACUCAUUGGGAAGUACUGGAAGACACAAGAAUUGCCUACCCGAGAAGAAUGGCAGAUGAAAGUAAUGGACUAUAUGGAAUUGGCUGAGAUGACCGGCAGAAUUCGAGACCAGGGAGAAGGGUCGAUGGAAGAAGACUGGAAAAAAUUUAAAAUAUAUCUUCAAAAAUAUUGCAAUAUAAAAGAAUGUUAGAAAGAGGUUGGAAAAAGAAUAUUAGGUCGUUUUGGCAGAUAUGAUAUAAUGGAUUAAGUAAAAAUGAGGUAUGGAAAUUGAUGAAAUAGAGGAGGAUUAAUUACAUUAUUGAACGUUAAAAUAAGUAAAUGAAAAGAAGGUUAGAAGGAUUUGCUGGAAAUACGAUUUGAACUAGAAUACAAAGCUGGGAGGUGAGAGGAGGUCAUGGAAAUAAGUGAAGGGGAAAAAAGGUUAGGUAAAGGUUUAAUUUUUGUUUUAUUUUAAUGUAAUGUAGUUUUAUAUUUUUUGUCAAGUUUUUUUUAUUGUUUGUUUUUUGUUAUAUGUCUAUUCUAUUUUGUAUGGUUUUUCUUUUCUUUUUUGUAAUCCUAAACUUGGAAUAAAUAUCAUUUAAAAAAAAACAACAACAGACAUUUAUGACACAGCAAUAUUAGUCAUAUCCAGUCCUUUUUUUCCUAGAAAAAGAGGUGCCAGUACUCACCAUGAAGUUGUUAAGGUAAGUGCCACACUUUUAAACAACAACAACAAAGAGGUGCCAGUACUGCAUACCCUUGUGUACCCCCUGGGGGGGGAAGCAUUGGUCAUAUCUGUUAAUUUCAACAUGUUUACUUUCAGUAGGACUAACUCACAGUGGAUUCAACUCACAGUGCUUUCAAUGUGAACGACCAAGGAAAUGUGUAAUGGAGCGUAACAAAUAAUUGCUCACAGCAGGUUAUGUGUGAUGUGUUUUUCCCCCCUAGGAACCUCUGAAAUGAUCUGCCGUUCCAUUGCCCACCAAACUGACUCAGUGGUUAUGUGUGCUGAGUAAGUAUCUUCAUGCUUGUUGUAGCAGAAAAAAGAGUAUUUCCCCUCAGUUUCUAACCCUUCCACAUGAGCCCAGAAAAAAGCUGAUUUUGCCAACAUGGUGAAUUUGCCAACCUUUAGAAUGGGUGUUCACCUUUGUAUUUUGAUUUUUAUGCCUUUGGACCCAAUCCCUCUGGCUUUAAUGAUAAGAAGAGCUCUGCUGGAUCAGGCCAUUAAACUACUUUUACAGAAAAGCACCACAUCAACCCAUAAAAAGCCAUUAGGAUUCUUCUCCUAAGGCAAAAUGGCCCUGCGGUUGAGAGGGAAAGUGCAGCUGGAGUUAAGGUGAACUUCUCUCCGGCAAAUAAGCUCAAGCUGUUCCCAACUGUCCCGUCAGCCACACUUACCAUCCAAUGAGAGCAGUGGUACAUUGGGCAAUGGGAGAAGUGUCAUUUGCCAGGGCUUCAGAGCCCUUUACAAGGCAAGCCUUCCCGACAGUAAUGGACAUCAUCUCUCCCAAUGGCUGCCCUCACUGCCUUAAUGCACCUUUGGUGCAUGAUCUGAAGCCUCCUGGCCAAGGUGGGUGAACUGGAGUUCUUGGCUUUAAGGCCAUAUGGUUUAAAGUGGGCAGAAAGAGUGGGAAGCACUGAUCUCAGGAAGGCAUGGUGGGACAUACUAGAGGUGAUUCAGAACUGGGGUUGUUUUCCUGAGAUGGAAAAGGAAAUCAAGGAAACAUUCAAAAUAUAGAAGUUGGUUAUAUUAGGCAUGUCAUGUGGAAAGUGGCCUGGGGAAAUGUGUUUGUCGCUCUCUCUGAACUCUAGAACAUGUGGACAUUCAAUGAAGCUGAAUGCUAGAAGAUUCAGAUAAAAGAAAGUACUUAUCCAUACAGUGCAAAAUUAAACUAUGGAACUAAUUCCCACAGAAAGCAGAGAAAGCUUCCAAUGUGGAUGGCUUUGAAAAGGGAUUAAAUAAUUGGGCAGAGUAUAAGGCUACCAGUGGCUCCUAGCUAUGCUGGCUAUAGUCUGCCUCUAUGGUCGGAAUCAGAUUUGACCAGCGGCCACUGAGAAUGGGAUGCUGAACUAGCAUUAUAUUUGGGUGCAGAGCAUCAGCCACAGGGGCUGAAUGUUGCACUCUGGGCCACUUCAUUUCCCCUCUGACCCCAGACCCCACCCCUGCACCAUUGCCCCUCUUUUGCACCAUCCUUGAGUGGCAUCUGACUGGUGUGAAUGUGUCUUGCUUGCUUGGUUGGAGGGUAGAGAAAGGUGUGUGGCUGUGUGUAGGAACCAACCUACUUGUCCAGUGGGAAAGUUCGCAUUUGCUUUCCAUUUUGCUCUCUGGUCCGCCCACAGCUGACAUGUGGCCCCCAGGAAGGUUGCAUAGAAAGGAAUGUGGCCCUAGGGGUGCCACCCUUGCAAUAUGCCAUUGCAGGAAAAUGCUGCAAAGUGUAUGAUGUGUUAUGUACUGAAGUUCUCACCCUGGGCCAGCAGGGGGAUACUGUAGAUAGUUAUGCAAAUGAAGGAUCGAAAGUGACGUUCAGUGAUUGGAUAGUUUGUAUGCAAAUGAAGGAUUGAAAGUGACAUUCAGUGAUUGGCUAGUUACAGAAAAUGGUUACUGUUGCAUUCUAUUGGAGCUCUAUAUAAGCAGGCUGACCGAGCUCCUCAGUUCAGUUCUGUUCCAGCUUACAAAUAAAGAGCUGCUUUGGAAGAAUCGCUGUGUCGUCUGAUAUGUUCGCCCACGACUUAACAUGAUGAAUGCUGAUGACAUCUUGCCUUCUCUUUAGGUAUCGCUUAGCUCCUGAGCAUCCGUAUCCAGUCCCUGUACUGGACUGUUUAACUGCUGUAAUAUACUUUAUGAAAAAUGCAAAGGAAUAUGGAGUGGACGCCAGCUGCAUUGCCAUUGCUGGGGAGAGUAGUGGAGGCACUUUUACUGCAGCCAUUUGCCAAGAACUGGUGACCAGAGAGGACCUCCCAAGAGUGCGAGCUCAGGUCCUCAUUUACCCAUUCCUCCAAGGAAUGGACUUCAAUCUGCCAUCCUAUCAGCAAAACCAUUCAGUUCCUCCUAUGUUCCGGAAAAGAACUGUCAAAGUUGGUUUGACAUAUCUCACUGGGAAGACAAUGAAUGUAGAUGGAGUUCUGAAAGGCGCCCAUGUCCCUCCUGAUUUGAGAGAGAAAUACCAAAAAUGGAUAAGUGCUGAUAACAUUCCAGAAGAAUUUAAAGCUAGGGGCUAUGUUCCUGUAGAACCUGCUCCAUUUUCAGAAGAACUUUAUGAACAAGUUAAAAGAGGUACUGAGACAAUGUUUGCCCCCCUUCUAGCAGAGGAUGACAUAAUCCGCCAGCUCCCGGGGACUUUCAUUCUAACCUGUGAAUAUGAUGGAUUCCGGGACGAUGGGCUGUUGUACAAGAAGCGGUUAGAGGACAAUGGUGUGCCAGUGACAUGGUAUCAUGUUCAAGAUGGAUACCACGGAAUAAUGGCCUUGGCUGGUUGGGGGCCACUUGCAUUCCUGAACACACAGAAAUGUUUGCAGAGUGUAAUACAGUUCUUAAAAGGUUUAUAGAAAUGAAUGACCUUGUAGGAGUGCAAAUAUCCAGAGUGUGGGGUCAGGUGGGACUACUAUGCACUACUACUAUGCAUAUAUAAAAUAUGCAUCAAGUCAUUGUAUCCACGAUGAAUGCAUUGUGUUGACUGGGUUUAAUUCAUUGACAAUAAUUUCUGAUCAAAUCCCACAACCCUCUGCAUCUCUGGCCACUUCCUCUACUGCCCAUCUCUCUUGCUUGACAAGUCACUUACACAGCCCAGUUGCUUCGCCGGGCAGGCAUCCUGGGUCAUCAAAGACAGUGGGCAGUUUCUUUGAUGUAGCUUUUCUGAUGUUAAUCUUAGGAUGUUAAUCUUAUGGCCAGGAAACAGAUCUCACCUGAAGGUUAUAAUGAUCGCUGUCUUCCUGGCCAUCCUCCUUAUCAUGUAUAUUGCUUGUUUAUGACCUCAGGGGUUGCCAAAUGUACUCCUUUGUAGUUCUGUUUUGUUUACCCCAGAAAUAUGUGUACUUAAUUAGUUUUGGUAGUUUAACUUUGUCCCCAUAUGGGGUUUGUUGAAAUGCUCAGAGGAAAUCUGAUUGGUUCUUAUGAACACUCUGUAAAAGUUCUUUUGUGAAUAAAACGACCUGGGCCAAGGGAGAUUAUUAUACUCACCCUUCCCAGAGUCUUGCUGGUUCAA